This is a messenger RNA of Rubroshorea leprosula, 2218 nucleotides long. The record is from the annotation of a GenBank genome assembly. NCBI's taxonomy places the organism in Eukaryota, Viridiplantae, Streptophyta, Magnoliopsida, Malvales, Dipterocarpaceae.
ACUUGAAAAGUUUUCAUGCGGUGGUUAGUUGCGAGAAUUAAUCAUAAAUAAACAAUCGGAAUAUUGAUAAGUAUUUUCUUGUUUUUAUGUCAUGUUUAGCAAUCCCUACACUACCGACUGCAAUACCAACUGAAAUACCGACAACUGAAAUACCGACAAGGAGUUGGAUCAAGUGGCAAGCGGCUUGUUCCAGUUUAAGUAAGAUUUCGAGUUCGAGACCUUGUGUACGCAACAGCCUCCGUUGGGAGACCUCCCCACCACAACUCGGUGCGCCACGUGAGUCGAUCCGGAUUAGUCGGGGCUUCGCCUCGGAUACCGGACGGAAAACAAAAAAAAAACACUACCAACUGAAAUUAGGAUUUGAUAAGCACUCAAAAUCGUAUCAACAACGACAAGUAGGAGAAUAAAAGCGAUCUUAUGAAAAAAACAGUCAGUAGGGAUGCAAUCAUGGGAGAUUAGACAGAAACCUGAAGACGUUACGGAGUUCGAAGACUUUGCACUUGAAAUGAGCAAGUUCAUGCUGGAUGUUGGGAAUUUUGUUUGGGAUGACACCAUCUUCAAUGGCAAGAAUUUUGAUGAUUAGAGUUCUAUAAAGAGGAAGCAGGAGGCAUGCAAUGCGAAGUGGUACUGAAUGAUUUAAAUUUUCUCACAUUCAAAUUUCCAAAUAGGCUGAGUGCAUCCAAUACCAGAUUGAGCUUCCUUGGAGUUCAAAAUGCAAAGUAACACCCGGAAUUAGAUUUAUCAAUCAGGAAGUUAAUUCUGGAUGUUCCAAUUCUUUGAGGUGCAAUACAUGAGGGACUCCUUUUGGCCACAAGGUCUUUUGGAAGUAAGCAGUUAAAGGAGAAAAGCAGAAGCAGAGUAGCUAAUGUAAUGUAUGUCUGUGUAAACUGAUUCCCAUGGUCAAAUCUUUAAUUUGCAGCCCAUUCACUUAAGAAUUUUGGCAUGGAAUUUGAAAUAUUGGUCUUCAACUGUAGCCAUGUGAUGCCUCUCCAAGUUGCAGUCCCUUAUGAUUUCUGGCUGUCCGGAGUUAAAGGAAAGAUGGCCUAACAAAAAUAGUAACAUCUUCAAUGGUAAAGAUUUUGGUUAUAGGAGAUUUCAAAAUGUUUGCCUUUGGCAUAAGCUAUGCAGUGCCUCUCAUGUUGCAAUUGCUGAAUGCCCAAAAGUUGACUUAAAGAUGCCCAAAGUUGCAGUUCCUUUGGUAAUUUGUAAUCACUUUUCUCAAGGUGCUAAAGUCAUGUUUCAUAAGUGAAAUUAACAAGUAACUGUUUAUUUAUUUAUUCAUUUUUGCACAGUAGCUAUAGGGAGAAUAUGAGUGAACAAUUCAGCUACCUAAUUAUGGAUCUAUAGAUUUUUAAUGUUCAGAUAUGAAUUCAGAAACUUAGCCAUUGACUGUUACUCUAUAAAUUCAAGCAGAAAGAUGGAAUCACAUACGACUCAAAGGUCAUUGGCCUGAAAUGCACCCAGUGAAUGCUCAUUCAAUAAGCGAGCAGUAGCAGGAGAAAUUGGAGGGAAAGUGUGUUGACAAGCAAAGAUAAUUCAAGUGUUCAAUAUCUCAUUCCUUAGGCCACGACGUCUUUUGAAUGUAACCUAUUUAGGAGAGCGGCUCAUGUUGAUUAGCUUAGGACUUUCUUGCAGCACCAGUUGCAUUUGUGCAGAUUCCAGUUCAGUAGGCUGUUCCUUACUUGAGUAUCACAGUCUCAUUUCCUUCAAAAAUAGAACUCUAGGACCAUGCCAGGUGACCAAUGCCUCAAAAUCUUACUUUCAAGGAACUGUUUUUUGUUUGAGGCUUUCUGAAAUUUCUCAGUGGACAUUGGCUGGUGUGGCAUUAAGAGACUUUCAAUGGAGUUGGACUCCUUGGACUGCAUGAAGUGCCUGAGAAAUUGGAAUACUAUUCUUGCAGACAUGUUGAGAAUUUGAUUCCAGAGUCCCAAGUUUUUCCUUUCUUUCCUUGGGAAAUUUGCAGCCUAUCUUGAUUAAUCAUGGGAGAAAUGCUUUGGCUUUAGCUUUUUACAAAGCAAGGUGCAAACAGACCAAAAGACUGGGAUGUUUGGCUUCUCUAAGACCUCCACUUUUUUCUUUUGAAACUGAUAGCUGGCUUAGGAGGAAUGCUUAACUGUUCUGCUACCUUCCAUUUUUUUGUCUAAUGUCCUAGUUAAUUACUUGUAAGGGUUGGAGUACCCCCUUGUACUCCUCUUUCUAACAAAAUUUUUGCUUUGGU